CAGUGCAAGUAGGACUUUGCUCCCGAUAUUAAAUUACUAACGUCAUUGACUCGUAUAUGCCAGAUUGGAUGACAUACAAAAAGACAUGACUUUGCAACUUAAUCACGACCGACGCAUAACCGAAUGUUAGCUAAACUUUCGUUUGGCUGUAAACUGCCCCUUGAGCAUUAUUUUCCGUUGUUUUUACGCAACAGCAAUGAUGAAGAAAUUAUGAGGGAACAAGAUGCAGUCACACAACCUAUGUUAUCCGCUCAUAUAUUUACGACAAAUUAUCGCUGAAGACUGUAAUACCGACGGAGUCGGUGAUACAAGCGACAAUCGGGAGGUGCUAUGAUCGCGAUCCCGAAUUCCUUGCAGAGUCGCUCGUUGUCAUCACUUUCCAAUUCAUGAAGCGACCUAUGUAAACAUCAGGUCUGUUCUUUUUAGUUGAAGCAGUGCUGCGCCGAAACUUCGCUCCUUUUCUCCCCAACGCAACAUUUGUACGUUUGUUUCACUCUAAUGGCAAGAAGCGUACCGUAGCUCAGCUAGAAGGAACAGACCUAUUGAUUCUCGAGUCACGUAACCGCAUGUUGCUGCUGUUUAUGUUCAAGAACGACGGUUCAUAGUCCGCUGUUGUCUUAUCGCGCGUCAUUGAUUACAGCGAAUCGCUCGCACGAAACGAGUGGCGUAAUCAGCUCGCGUUGGGUGACGACGGCGAUGAGCGAGCUAUGACGUAGCAGAGCGAGCGAAAUUGGACGGACAGCGAAUAUCAUCGCACCUUAUCUACACGAACGGUUCAUUUGGGCGUCUCCUAUGUAGGCGUCUUCUGUUUGAUAUGUGUUCUGUUUGAUCGAUGUCAUUCCGGCUGACCGUUGUACAAUUAGACCACACUGAUGAGAGUGAACAGAGUGACGUAUUUUCCAAGAAGUAGAGAGGGGGGAGUGGGAGGGUUGGGAGGGAGAGAGAGGGGAAAUCCACGAGAAAUCGUGUUUACGUUCACGUGUAACGUUCAGAUGGAGAAGUUCAUUUUGUAAUUCACUAUAAUCGUCAGGAUGUCUGAGAACACGCACAACAAAGAGAAGUGGCAGCUACUGCAGAGCCUUCGCUCUACCGUGGAAGGUUUGAUGAUUGACGGAGUAUCCAACGUGUGGAAUGUUUAUGGUGGCCUGAACCGGUUGCACAAUGUGGUGGAGCAGAUAUUCAAACACGGUUGUCGGAUAUACGAUCCCAAUGGUGAACCAGACUGUUGGAUAUUUAUUCAAGGACUAAAUUGGCUUCAACCUUCCUUGGCUACAUCACCGGUGUUGUCAGAAAAUGAAGAUUACUUAUGCAAUCUGUCAGCCCGGAUAACGUCCAAGAAGGACAUGUUAUGGCUAUAUAAAAGUCUAGAAGGCCAUUCCCUAUCACACAAAUUAUCAUGGCUAUUAUCUGAUAAAGAACAUCUACUUUCUUGCCUUGAGCCAUGGGCGUUCCUUUGUCAGGAAAACCUAGCAGAGGCGACACUUUUGUGCCUAAGGGCAGUGGAGAGAAAUCAGCCAGUGUUGCUAGCAGAAAUCGAUCCCUGUUUAUUUCUGCCAACAUGGAUAUCUCCCAGAGCGAGUCCCAGACGUCAUCGUCGUUCGUCCUCAUAUCCGGUGAAUUUUUCCAGUGUCGGCCACGGUGUCACGCGAGACAAAAGUCUCAGUGUAUACAGCAGAUGUCACUUGGAUCAGCUGAGUGUCUCAACGCAGGCUGUGUCGCGCGACAAAAUGGAUACUGAGAGCGAAGAAACAUCGAAAUCUGCACAAGUUAUCGACAUCGAUAGCGAGCAAAGCGAUUCCAAAGUUCAAGAAAUAUCACUGAAGACGUGGAAUAGUUUGCCUGCUUUAGUUAAAAACCAUAAUAAGGUCGUUGCUGAGAAUUCAGGCCCGAUCUCACCGACCAUCCAAGAAAAUUGCAAUAACAGCAACAAUAGCGAUAGUAGUAGCAAUAGCAAUAGCAAUAAUCAUCCUCGCACCUUCGAAUUAGCGAAGAUCAUCGACAUCAUCUAUUCAGAAUCAAAACAACCCGAUGAUACUAACACAGAGAAGCUUGUGGCAAAGCCCAAAACGCCUGUCAGACGAGAACGAAAGACGAAAAGUCGAAGGACGAAAACCCGACCAAGUCAAGGUAAAACAGCGUCUUGCAGCAUGUUUCUCGAAGCUCCUUCGAGCGUUCAUGAAGAAGCUGGUAAUGUAGUCGAAGAGACGCGACCAACUGUUGCAACGAACGAAUCGGUGGAGAUGAAGUACCUAGAGCAAUGGACGACGCGCAGGAAGACGUCGUUCCUGGUGGGAUCAGCGCCUGAGUUUACGGGCUCAUGGAGCUUAGAGAUAGAGGGUCAGAAGGACAUCCGGACACCGCGGAAGAGCUUCAUGGAGGACGGCGGUAGUAGCGUGCAACCGAUGGCGACCGGUUACUUCCCGCGUCCAGCUGAAGGUCAGAGUCUAGCCAGUUUCUUGACUUCUGCUCAGUUUUCCCGCGCUCAUGACGCCGAGCUGGACCGCGAAAACGCACACUUCAGCAUCUGCGAGGCGAUGAUCGCCGCUAUCGAGCAGGUCAAGUGCAACCGUCUGCAGCGUCGGUUGUUGGACGAUGCAGUCGACGAUGAGAGCGACGAGGAGAUCAAUCGAUUAAAGCAGCGGAUCCGACUGCGACGUUGGCAACGACAGGAGGAGAAAUGUCGGGGCAAAGGCUGGAGCCGCGACCUGCUGAGCGAUGGCAGGACCGACACGACCACGACCACCGAUCAAAGCGUCAGCCCAUUGUCCACGUCCCCGGGGACAACCUCGGACAGUAUGUCCACGGACUCCUCGGAGCUGGACGAGCGGAACGUGCUGAAGCUCAGGAACGGUGGUAUGUCCGCGUCGAACGUCGAUCUGUUUUCGGACGCGGAGUCGCGCGCAUCAAGGCAUGCUACGGAUUCGACCCUGAAUGAGAGCAGCGUGUCCGCUGAAGGAGUGGCUCUUUCUCUCAUAAGCCGUUUCAGCGAGAGACAGCUACCUCGGGCGAGCGAAUUGCAAUGGCUAGUGUCAGAAAAGGACGCUCCUCAGCGCCUGUUGCCGAUGCCGAAGAGCUGGCCGGUCAGCCCCGACGAAGCCGAAACCGAAGACGCAGCGACGAUUUCAUUGAGGGGGACUACUGAGUGGGCUCCGCCGCGACCGCAGAUUAUUUUCACACCCCAUGCACCACCGGUGAGACGAAUGUUGAUAGCUAAACAGAAUUACAGAUGCGCAGGUUGCGGCAUGAAGGUGGCGGUGAAGUACGCUAAUCGCUUCCGAUACUGCGAGUACUUGGGCCGAUACUUUUGUACGGGCUGCCAUACGAAUCAGGUGGCGUUUAUACCGGGGAAAAUUUUAUCGAAAUGGGACCUCAAUAGAUAUCCCGUAUCGAACUUCUCGUAUAGAUUACUGGAUCAGAUGAUGUCGGAUCCGUUGUUCCACGUGAACGACUUGAAUCCGCUGCUCUACAGACGUAUCAAACAAUUGAACAAGACAAGGGUUCUGCGUAUGCAGUUGUUCUUCCUGAAAGAUUUUUUGUUUACCUGCCGAUUCUCGACCAGCCUUCAAGACGUGCUGAAGAAGGAGCCGAAUUACAUCAUAAGCGACCCUCACGUAUAUUCGAUUCAAGAUCUGAUACACGUGAAAUUCGGAGUUUUGUUUGUCAGGUUGCAAGAGCUCGUCGGAGUUUGCUGCGCGCAUAUUGCGGACUGCGAGUUGUGCCAAGCUAGAGGAUUCGUGUGCGAACUAUGCUGUUCCAAGGACGUCAUAUUCCCGUGGGACUUAUCGCGGGUGGUGCGAUGUGAAAAGUGCGGUGCCUGUUUCCAUGCGGAUUGUAAGCGCGGUAGCAACAAGCCCGAGUGUCCACGGUGUGAGAGGCUGCAUGCUAGGCGAAUCUCCAGGGAAGAGAAACCCUGA
Harpegnathos saltator (Jerdon's jumping ant) is the source of this 3914-nucleotide messenger RNA. RefSeq names its product run domain Beclin-1-interacting and cysteine-rich domain-containing protein rubicon (gene Rubicon). Lineage: Eukaryota; Metazoa; Arthropoda; Insecta; Hymenoptera; Formicidae. The record is from RefSeq and is a predicted model, not a curated record. The coding region runs from base 1032 to 3914 and encodes 960 amino acids. Gene Ontology annotation, molecular function: phosphatidylinositol phosphate binding. Gene Ontology annotation, cellular component: intracellular membrane-bounded organelle. The transcript has 10 exons.